This is a messenger RNA of Ceratotherium simum simum (southern white rhinoceros), 1896 nucleotides long. The record is from RefSeq and is a predicted model, not a curated record. NCBI's taxonomy places the organism in Eukaryota, Metazoa, Chordata, Mammalia, Perissodactyla, Rhinocerotidae.
AUGGAAGAUGGUGAACAACAAGUAAAAAUGAAGUCCUUCAGGGAAGCUCAUAGCCAGACUGAAAAGCGGAGGCGAGAUAAAAUGAAUAACUUGAUUGAAGAACUGUCUGCAAUGAUCCCUCAGUGCAAUCCCGUGGCACGCAAACUGGACAAACUCACAGUUUUAAGAAUGGCUGUGCAACACUUGAAAUCUUUAAAAGGUAUGACAAAUUCUCAUGCGGGACAUACUUAUAGACCCUCAUUUAUUCAGGAUAAUGAGCUCAGACACUUAAUCCUGAAGACUGCAGAAGGCUUCCUACUUGUGGUUGGAUGUGAAAGAGGAAAAAUUCUCUUCGUUUCUAAAUCAGUCUCCAAAAUACUUAAUUAUGAUCAGGCUAGUUUGACUGGACAAAGCUUAUUUGACUUUUUACACCCAAAAGAUGUUGCCAAAGUAAAGGAACAGCUUUCUUCUGCUGAUGUCUCACCAAGAGAGAAGCUAAUAGGUGCCAAAACUGGUUUGCUAGUUCACAGUAAUUUUCACACUGGAAGGACUCGUGUGUAUUCUGGCUCAAGACGAUCCUUUUUCUGUCGGAUAAAGACCUGUAAAAUCUCUGUCAAACAAGAGCAUGAACGCUUACCCAACUCAGAGAAGAAAGAUCAUAGAAAAUUCUGUACUAUUCACUGCACUGGUUACUUGAGAAGCUGGCCUCCAAAUAUUGUUGGAAUGGAAGAAGAAAGGGACAAUAAGAAAGACAGUAGUAAUUUUACCUGCCUUGUUGCCAUUGGAAGAUUACAUCCAUAUAUUGUCCCACAGAACAGUGGAGAGAUUAAAGUGAAACCAACUGAGUUUAUAACCCGUUUUGCAAUAAAUGGAAAAUUUGUCUAUGUGGAUCAAAGGGCAACAGCAAUUUUAGGAUAUCUGCCUCAGGAACUUUUGGGAACUUCUUGUUAUGAAUAUUUUCAUCAAGAUGACCAUAGUAAUUUGACCGACAAGCACAAGGCAGUUCUACAGAGUAAAGAGAAAAUAUUUACAGAUUCAUACAAAUUCAGAGCGAAAGAUGGCUCUUUUGUAACUUUAAAAAGCCAGUGGUUUAGUUUCACAAAUCCUUGGACCAAAGAACUGGAAUAUAUUGUGUCUGUCAACACUUUAGUUUUGGGACAUAGUGAGACUGGAGAAGCAUCAUUACUUCCUUGCAGCUCUCCAUCAUCAAAAGAAUCCUCUAGACAGUCUUGUAUUAGUGUGCCUGGAAUGUCUACUGGAACCGUACUUGGUGCUGGUAGUAUUGGAACAGAUAUUGCCAACGAAGUUCUCGACUUACAAAGGUUACAGUCUUCUUCAUCCCUUGAUGAUUCAAGUCCAACAGAUUUAAUGAAAGAUACUCACACUAUAAACUGCAGAAAUAUGUCAAAUAAGGAGUUGAUUACACUAAGUCCUUCUGAAAUACGGGAGCUAGAGGCUACAAGGCAAAACCAGAACGCUGUUGCUCCCCACAGUCACGAACCACUCCUCAGUGAAGGUGCCCAGCUGGAUUUCGAUGCCCUGUGUGACAAUGACGACACAGCCAUGGCUGCCUUCAUGAAUUACUUAGAAGCAGAGGGGGGCCUAGGAGACCCCGGGGACUUCAGUGACAUCCACUGGACACUCUAGCAUUUGAUUUUUAACUCCAAAAAUGAGAAACGUUUUAAAGCAUUUCAUUUACAAAAAACUGUAUAUUCUUCUGUACUGUAUUGAUACUAUUUCUAUAAUUCCUAUUAAUGGUCUGCCAAUUUUUAUAGAUUUUUUCACCUUACUCUCAGAGAGGUAUAGGGAUAUGUGAUUUUUCCUUCAAAAAGAACUGCUCUGAGUUUCCUGCAGACCUCUUUAUUCAGUGAAAUGGCUUAAAACCCACUAGUUACUAUAUUUUUGCUAAAAUAUUUC